GUUCCGCCCACGAUAUCAAAAGCCAUUGGACUACACUCGCUCGGUGUGUUCGUGACAAGAAGCUUCUUUCACACUCGACCGAGGCGAACAGUCCAGAUUUCUACUCAAGCAUCAUAAUCCAUUGGAAAAAUGGGUUCAAGACCCGAGCUGCAAGUCGACGACGAAGUCGGCCUCUUGAAGGCAAUCCGCCAACUUGACUCGAGCAGAGCGGCAGACACCAUUCGAAUAUUCGACAAUGGCGAUUACUUGUCAGCAUACGGCGGCGAUGCUACCUUCAUUGCCCAAGCACAAUACAAGACCACAUCGGUAUUAAAGCAGUUGGGUCGAAAUCCGGGCAUGCCUUAUGUCACAAUGACAGUGACAGUCUUUCGAACAUUUCUGCGCGACGCAAUAUUUCGUCUGAACAAACGGGUGGAGAUCCUCGAGUCGUCGGGUCGAAAUCAAUGGAAAGUGGUCAAGCGUGCAUCGCCAGGCAAUCUGCAGGAUAUCGAAGACGACCUUGGCGGGCACAUAGAAUCUGCCCCGAUAAUACUCGCCGUCAAAGUUUCAGCAAGAGCCAAUGAGGCUCGGAAUGUUGGGGUCUGUUUCGCCGAUGCCAGUGUUCGAGAGUUGGGCGUCACAGAGUUUGUCGACAAUGACAUUUACUCGAACUUCGAAUCCUUGAUCAUUCAGCUGGGAGUCAAAGAGUGUUUGAUUCAGGCCGACGCAAGCAGGAAAGACCCCGAAAUCCAAAAAAUCCGAGCGAUCGCCGAUAAUUGUGGAUGCGCCAUCGCAGAGAGACAAGGAGGUGACUUUUCAGACCGCGACAUCGACCAAGACCUCAACCGGCUACUUCGUGGCGAGAAAACGAUUGCAACACUGCCACAAUCAGAUUUGAAGCUUGCGAUGGGCUCAGCUGCAGCGUUGAUCCGCUACCUUGGAGUGAUGUCAGAUCCCACCAAUUUCGGAGAAUAUCGACUCUACCAACACGACCUCAGCCAAUACAUGAAACUGGACUCUUCUGCACUCAAAGCGCUCAACCUGAUGCCCGGCCCUAAAGACGGGUCAAAGACAAUGAAUCUAUACGGACUGUUGAACCACUGUAAAACUCCCAUAGGAAGUCGGUUACUUGCGCAAUGGCUCAAACAACCAUUGAUGAGCUUGGAGGAAAUCGAACGCAGACAACAGCUAGUCGAAGCAUUUGUGAACGACACAGAACUAAGACAAACUCUCCAGGAAGAACAUCUCAGGUCAAUACCGGACUUAUAUCGCCUUGCGAAAAAGUUUCAACGGAAAAAGGCCACUCUGCAGGACGUGGUUAACGCAUAUCAAGUGGCCGUUAGGCUACCUGGCUUCGUCGGCACGUUUGAAGGCGUCAUGGAUGAGGCAUACAAAGGAAUCCUCGACAUAGAAUAUAAUGACAAACUGCGAUCAUACUGCGACAGCUUCUCCGGAUUACUCGAAAUGGUUGAGACGACCAUCGAUCUGGACGCCCUUGACAAUCACGAAUACAUCAUCAAAUCAGAAUACGACGAUGGUCUGCGUAUCAUUCGAAAGAAACUCGAUAAGCUGCGUUACAACAUCGAACAGGAACACCGUCGUGCUGGCGAUGACCUCAACCUCGAUAUCGAGAAGAAACUCAUCCUCGAAAACCACCGAGUGCACGGCUGGUGUAUGCGUCUGACCCGAAACGAAGCAAACGCCAUUCGUGGGAAGAAAAAGUACAUGGAUAUUGCGAUCCAAAAGAACGGGCAAUAUUUCACCACCGUCGACCUCGCAGAGAUGAAUCGAGAAUUCCAGUCCCUCUCCGAGAGCUAUAACCGCACUCAAACUGGCCUCGCCAACGAAGUCAUCGGUGUUGCAUCCUCCUACGCGCCCGUCAUCGAGAAGCUCGCUGGUGUGGUCGCACAUCUUGACGUGAUCGUUUCAUUCGCUCAUGUUUCGCUCCAUGCACCUACAGCUUACGUUCGUCCCAAAAUGCAUCCUCGUGGUACGGGCAACACGAUUCUUAAGGAAGCACGGCAUCCAUGCAUGGAGAUGCAAGACGACAUCUCCUUCAUCACCAACGACGUUAGUCUGGUCCGAGGCGAGUCCGAAUUUCUGAUCAUCACAGGUCCAAAUAUGGGCGGUAAAUCGACAUAUAUCCGACAAAUCGGCGUCAUCGCUCUGAUGGCGCAGAUCGGCUGCUUCGUGCCCUGUAGCGAAGCCGAGUUGAGCUUAUACGACUGCAUCUUGGCUCGCGUGGGUGCCAGCGAUUCGCAGCUGAAGGGCGUGAGUACAUUCAUGGCGGAGAUGCUGGAGACGGCCAACAUCCUCAAGACCGCUACCCGAGAAAGCCUCGUCAUCAUCGACGAGUUGGGACGCGGCACAAGUACCUAUGAUGGGUUCGGACUGGCUUGGGCUAUUUCCGAACACAUCAUCAAGGAGAUCGGGGCCUCUUCUAUGUUUGCGACCCAUUUUCACGAGCUUACGGCGCUUUCGGAAACGUAUCCUCAAGUACAGAAUCUACAUGUUGUUGCGCACAUAGGUGGCUCAGAUGGUGAGGAUGCUGCGAUGGGUGGGCCGGGCGCAGGCAGCGCUGGACGCCGUCGCGAAGUCACUUUAUUGUACAAAGUCGUCCCUGGCAUCAGCGACCAAUCAUUCGGUAUCCAUGUCGCCGAGAUCGUACGCUUCCCGGCCAAGGUGGUCGCCAUGGCAAAGCGCAAGGCAGAUGAGCUGGAGGAUUUCUCCGGCAAUAACAGCAGUGGUCGAGGGAGAGACGCCCAAGGUGGCGAUUCUUCGGCGACAGAUGCCGAUGUCGAGGCUGGCAAGGCUAUGCUCAAGGAAAUUCUCGUCACAUGGAAAGAACAGGUUGAGAAGGAAGGGCUGAAUGAGGAGGAGCAAGUCCAGCGUAUGAGGGAUCUCGUCAAGGCGAAUGACAGCCUAAGGGCGAAUCCUUUCUUCAAGACCAUUGAAGCUCUCUAGAUGCAUCAUCUGCUUGGGUUGAGGUGGGCCCUGUUCUGAUCAGAGUCUUGACAGGCGAACACCACAGGUCGCGCAAGCAGUGUUGGAACAUUGUCGGCCAAGGGCGAAUUAGUCUAGAUACAGUCUGUGAGGCGAAUGGCUUUUCAAGGAGCCCUGGAAGAGACUACAAUAAUAGACAUGGCUCACGUGGUCAUGAUGUGUAAAAAUGCGCUAUGUAGAAUCGUACGCUGUCUGCGCGAAGCACGACGACUUCGCUAAAUGUGAAAAUAUGCAUGGACAAAAUGC
Molecule: messenger RNA, 3228 nt
Organism: Dissoconium aciculare CBS 342.82
Lineage: Eukaryota; Fungi; Ascomycota; Dothideomycetes; Mycosphaerellales; Dissoconiaceae
Product: DNA mismatch repair protein
Exons: 2
Coding region: 130-2943 (937 amino acids)
Biological process (GO): mitotic recombination; mismatch repair
Cellular component (GO): nucleus; MutSalpha complex
Molecular function (GO): mismatched DNA binding; ATP binding; ATP-dependent DNA damage sensor activity
Source: RefSeq, a predicted model, not a curated record